UGAACAUCACACCAAAUCACACACCAGAGCACAGCACACACAGCACACCACGCCCCAAUCUUCAAAUUGCCUGGCGUCUAUGAUCAAGAGACCUCCCUGACAAUCUCUAAAAUCCCCGGCGCCACUACCGCACAUAACUUUCCGGCAAAAAUCCUGCGCUUUUGAUCAACUUGCGACGAAACAACUCUGUACGGAGAUCAGAGACUUCACACGCGACCACUUCCAUUCACCUCACGAAUAAAGGACAAGACCAAGUCUCAAGAUUGACAAUUAGAGAAAGACACUGAACGAACUCUGCGAAACCGGUUCCGUGCGCCUCCACCUCUGACUCGAGAGCAAGGACGAAAUCUACUACAGCUUCUACCACCAACCCCUCCUCCUUCCUCCCCCCUCGCCUCUUUCGAACAUCAUAGUCUAUCGUACGCCGCCACAAUGGGAGGUCAACUCUCGAAGAUGAUGGGGAAGAUCUUCGGAUCGAAAGAAAUGCGCUUGUUGAUGCUGGGACUUGAUGCUGCCGGAAAGACGACGAUACUGUACAAAUUGAAGCUCAACCAAGAUGUUACGACGAUUCCUACUGUGGGAUUCAACGUGGAGACGGUCACAUACAAGAAUGUUAAGUUCAAUGUCUGGGAUGUGGGUGGACAAGAUAAGAUUCGACCGCUUUGGAGACAUUACUUCAGUGGUACACAAGGUCUAAUUUUCGUCAUCGAUUCCUCGGAUAGAGACCGCAUAGAAGAGGCAAGACAAGAACUCCACCGAAUCAUCAAUGACCGAGAAAUGAAGGAGUCGUUGUUACUUGUCUUUGCGAACAAGCAAGAUAUCGCUGGAGCAAUGAAACCACAAGAAGUUACCGACCAGCUCAAGCUCACCACCCUGAAAGACAAGGUCUGGUACGUCGUUCCGAGUUGCGCGACAACAGGAGAAGGAUUAUUGGAAGGCUUAGCGUGGCUAUCCAAUAACGUCAAAUCACCUCCCGCUCAAGCCAAGAAGUAGAAUCUCCCUCGGACCAUACACGAUUCAUGACCACCUUCGUCGAUUCGACACUAGAAAGGCAACAAUGGCACGGCGAACGGAUACACAAGAUAUACCAAAAGCGGAUCAGAUUGGUUUCCCCAUACCCAAACAUUCACGACUUUCCUCACUUCUCCCUCGGUUUCUGAAACUUUGCCUUGGCUUGUAUAAUUGAUGAUGCUCAUGCAGCGUUGCUUCUUUGAUUUUUCAGUUUGCGUUGCCUCUUUUUUUUGUUAGCUUGCUUGCGGCGGCGAUACCAGAUGCUUCAUUCUUCAUUCUUCUUUUUGGUUGAUACCAAAAUGCGCGUUCUUGGGGAGGAAUGGAGAUGGCGGAGAAAACGAGGGCUUGGAGGAUAUGACUAUUGUAAUUGUACGUUGGUAAGACUUUGUAAUAGUACGCAACGUCGCUAGUUUCACGAGCUAUGGUGUUCUCCA
Molecule: messenger RNA, 1445 nt
Organism: Mollisia scopiformis
Lineage: Eukaryota; Fungi; Ascomycota; Leotiomycetes; Helotiales; Mollisiaceae
Product: ARF/SAR superfamily
Exons: 4
Coding region: 433-993 (186 amino acids)
Biological process (GO): intracellular protein transport; vesicle-mediated transport
Cellular component (GO): cytoplasm
Molecular function (GO): GTPase activity; GTP binding
Source: RefSeq, a predicted model, not a curated record